Messenger RNA from Oikopleura dioica, 870 nucleotides. Lineage: Eukaryota; Metazoa; Chordata; Appendicularia; Copelata; Oikopleuridae. The record is from the annotation of a GenBank genome assembly.
AUGGAAGACUCCGGAAACGCCAGCGAUAAUAACAUUGUUGUCAUCAAAACCAAAGAGCCGAAAAGCAAAAGUGAUUCUUCUUCAUCUCCUAAUAAAGGUUUUGACGUGAACAUCACUCUUUGGCAAUUCCUUUUGGAGCUAUUGAUGGAACCCAGCUCACGUGAUCUGAUCAGCUGGACUUCAAAAGAGGGCGAAUUCAAGCUGCACCAGUCGGAAGAAGUCGCCCGUCUUUGGGGAAUGCGAAAAAACAAGAAUAACAUGAAUUAUGACAAGCUUUCCCGGGCACUGAGAUAUUACUACGACAAGAACAUCAUCCAAAAAGUCUCCGGUCAAAAGUUUGUCUACCGCUUCGUCCAAUUUCCUGAAAACUUCAACCACUCCGAAAUCGAAGUCGACACCACAGUCGAAACCCUUCCUUCUCCACCUUCCCUCACUCUUGCUAGUUAUCGAUUUUCGCCAGAAAAAACAGCGGCUUCUCCAAAGCCGGCGGAUUCUCCGGCCAAGACACCUCGCAAAAGACAGCGACCAAAAACGGAGAAGAAAAAGGCUCUACCAGCUAUUGAACCGACUUCUCAAGGAGUUCCGGCUGAAACUCUUUCUGAAAUCCUGAGCCUAGCAAAUCAACUUGGCAUGGGAGAAGGAGCCGAGGGACUACAGAACUUGCAGAACCUCCAAACUCUUCUUGCGCUCCAGCAGCUGCUCGAAAUGACUGGCUCCGCAAACAACGAAGAAUCCAACUCUGCGACGAUCGAAGAAAUCGAGCCGGACACAACUUCUUCUGAAUAUUUUUCGUCGCCGGAAAACCUGACUGAGCAAGAAAAGCCCCUUGAUCUCUCGAAACCAAAAAAGAUCAAGCUCGAUAGCGCUUGA